GAACCACAAACUCGCCAUACGCCAAUAAUUCAUACGCAGCGCUAUCUGAUCGUCUUCUUCAUUCGAUGCCAAGUAUGAUUCUUAUCUACAUUUCUACACUCAAAGACUAUUAGAUGUCAUUCGAAUCGGAUGUAUAAAUCCUAAUCAAGUUCAUCUAUCCGUUCCACUCUUCCGCUAAUUCCAUCUGGAAAUCUGCAGAUUCAGCCAUUCAUUUCCGUUUUCACGAGAUUCAGCCGUUAGAAAACAAUCUAGUGGAAACUUAGGGGUUUUGUACAGAAGAAAAAAAGUAUGUCAGUGGAAAGAUCAAUUGAAGCGUGGGAGGAGGUUCAACGUCAUGGUAUUGAUUUAGCAGAUAGAUUGUCUCAAGGUUUCACAGGGUUAAUUCAAUCACAUAUUAGUCCUCCAUCAUUCAACUGGCCCGGUCCAUUUGAUGUAGAGUUCUCAACGCAGAAAUUUGCAAAGAGUGAUUUUGGACUUGUGACUGAUAAUUCGGCUAUUAAUGGUGUAUCGGCAAUUUUUGAUAUUGGAAACAGGCUAGGGCAAGCUGGGGUAGAUUUUGGAGCUAGUGUGAAUGGUGUAGUUCAGCAGUUUUUUAGAAUGUUGCCUGUUCCGUUUCUAAAUGAUGGGAAUGUCGCGAGUUCGUUGGAGACUGAGAUUCAAAACAAAAGAAAUUACAUGGCUGUAAAUAUGGAGGAAAAUUUAGGAUCAUUGGCUAAGAGGUUUAAAGAUUAUGGGUUUGCGGAAAAUGAUGUGUUUACUUGUGUAUCGACUGAAGAGGAUAUGGCAGAAUGUAAGAAAACUGCUGGAUAUUUUGGAAGAUCACAGGGAUCCAUGAAUAUAACAUCUACAUAUGAUAGUAGAAAUCAUGAUGUGGAAAGCACUUUGCUUGCAAGAGGGGACAUGUGGAGGGUUGAGGCAUCAGUAGGAAGUUCUUCAUCAAGAAAUGCUAGUUCAUCACCCUUUCUUCUUCAGCUUGGUCCAGUACUUCUUGUACGCGACUCAACACUUCUAUUGCCAGUUCAUCUGUCUAAGCAACACUUACUUUGGUAUGGUUAUGAUAGGAAGAAUGGAUUACAUUCCCUGUGUCCGGCUGUCUGGUCUAAGCACCGAAGGUGGUUGUUGAUGUCAAUGAUCUGUCUCAAUCCUUUGGCAUGUUCAUUCAUGGAUUUGCAGUUUCCAAAUGGUCAAGUGACGUAUGUAGCUGGAGAAGGCAUAUCUACAAGUGCAUUUAUACCUUUUUGUGGUGGCCUCCUUCAAGCACAAGGUCAAUAUCCUGGAGAUAUGCGGUUCAGUUUCUCCUGCAAGAAUAAAUGGGGAACACGAAUCACACCGACAGUACAAUUGCCUGACAAAUCAUUUUCCCUGGCUUUUGACCAAGCUUUAGCCUGGAAGAGAUCUGGUCUAAUCGUUAGACCAAAAUUCCAAUUCAGCGUGUGCCCUACUUUUGGUGGAAGCAAUCCUGGGUUGCAAGCAGAACUCAUACAUUCUUUGAAGGAACAAGUCAAUCUCAUAUAUGGCUGUUCAUACAUGGCCCAUCCCUCUGCAUUUGCAUCAUUAUCUCUGGGAAGAUCAAAGUGGAAUGGAAAUGUUGGGAAUUCUGGAGUUGUUAUGAGAAUAGAAACACCACUUCGAAAUGUCGGUUGGCCUUUCAUAUCUGUUCAGCUAAAUAGUGGAAUCGAGUUUUGAUCGUGUAGUAAUCUGCUACAUCACAUUUGUGAAUUGUAUUUUCUUAGUAUUCUUGAGAGACUCGUUCUUUUUUUAGGUAGCGAUGUUCUCUUGCACGUCAUGAACAUUUAGUUACGGGGUGUUGAUAUAUUAAUAUAACGUGCAUUUUUUUUCUACAAACGUGA
Molecule: messenger RNA, 1850 nt
Organism: Impatiens glandulifera
Lineage: Eukaryota; Viridiplantae; Streptophyta; Magnoliopsida; Ericales; Balsaminaceae
Exons: 8
Coding region: 289-1686 (465 amino acids)
Source: RefSeq, a predicted model, not a curated record